AUGUCUCUCUUGGCGCUGAACGUGUGCCUGAUAAGCUCCGCCUUCGACGUAGUGGCGCUUCCACUAUCAUCGACGCUGUGCCCCGUCGAGGUAAACGACGACGUCGAGGACACCUCCUUGUGCUACGGCCUCGCGCCACUCACGGAGAAGAGCCGCAAAGGGUACGGCUACGCACACUGUACCGUGAUGCAGCUCUGUGCGCGUGCGCUGGAUUUGAAGGCAGUCCGUGAGAUUGUACGCGAGACGUGGUUGAAGUUCCGCAAGCACGUGUUGGAAUCGAAGGAGUCGUUGGUGCUAACCGGCGUCGCCGACGGCCCUAUCUUCGCAACAACGGAGGAUGGACGGGCCGUGCGGCUGCCAAAUAUCACGGUGGAGCGCACCCCUGACCUAAUAUGGCUGCACGAAACCAUCGUGCGCGAAUUGGACCAGUACCGUGUCAAAGUAGGCUCGGAGGAUGUGGCCAGGUCCGCCUUCCACAGGAAGUUCCCCGCCGAUAACAAUAGCGCCACGUCAGAGUGGAUGCUCUCCUUCACAAGCCAGUACUCUCACGAAAACUACGCGCCACACAUCACGCUCGGCGCCUGCACCGAGAAGAACGUGGCGGCGUUUUCGCUUUUGCAAAAGACUGAGAUCUCGUGGAGGGAGUGCCGACUUGUUGUGAGUCACAUGGGAAACUUCUGCUCCUGCUUUGAACUCCUUGAAAGCUGA
This is a messenger RNA of Leishmania braziliensis MHOM/BR/75/M2904, 708 nucleotides long. RefSeq lists its product as hypothetical. Bases 1 to 708 code for a protein of 235 amino acids. The transcript has a single exon. Lineage: Eukaryota; Euglenozoa; Kinetoplastea; Trypanosomatida; Trypanosomatidae. The record is from RefSeq and is a predicted model, not a curated record.